Sclerotinia borealis F-4128 is the source of this 1380-nucleotide messenger RNA. The record is from the annotation of a GenBank genome assembly. NCBI's taxonomy places the organism in Eukaryota, Fungi, Ascomycota, Leotiomycetes, Helotiales, Sclerotiniaceae.
AUGGCUGCUACCGCAACUCAAAAUCCAGUUCCUAAGCCAGAAUCUAAGUCUGCCAAGAAGAAGAAGGCCAAGACCGAAGCUCUCGACGUUCAAAAACCCGCCGCACCACUAGCAGCUUCAGAGAAGGCAUCAUCCCACAGUACUGAAGAAAGCAGCAAUAGUGAUGGAUCUUACGAAAGUCCAUAUAUCAAGGAGCUCUACAAGAACAUUCGUAAUGUCAACAAGAAGAUUACCAAUGCCUCCAAAGUUGAUAAUGUCCUCGCUGAGAACCCUGGCAAGAGCUUGGACGAGUUGGUAGCUACUCGCAAGAUCAAUGCUGAUCAAAAGGCACAAAUUUUAAAGAAGCCAUCUCUCCAGGCAUCUUUAACCCAGCUCGAGGAGCAAAUCGCACAAUACAAGAAGUUCGAUCAAGAAUACAAGACCAAAAUUCAGGUUGAGAAGGCUGAUUUUGAGAGGACGUUUAAUGAGCGUGCCAGUGGAGAACUCAAGGAGAAGGUCAACGCUGCAAAAUACUCGGUCACCAAGGAGAAGGCUGAGGAGCAAGAGGGUAAUUUGUUACUUAUCACCAAGUUCCUCUGCCUCGCUGCCUUGCGCCGAAGCCCGGAAAAUGAUCCAGAUCUUGAUGAGAACAAGGGCAUUGAGGGUCUUCUCACUCAAGUCUACAGUGGCGACGAGGCUGCUGUAGCUGCCAUGACAAAGAUUAUCCAAGGCUCUGAGGAGGUCUGUUACUCCGUCAAUGGCGAGGAACUCACCACAACUUUUGCCGACAUCAAGGCCAUUGCUCUUGCGUUACCAACCACAUCUGUCGCCGCCGAAUCUACCGAGCCCGCCGCUGAAGAGACAACCGAAUCCGAAGUCGCUGAGUACCCCGUUCAAAGUGAUCCAACUAUCGCCAACGCCGGUUUGACCGAGAUCGAUGACCCUGUCACUAGUGCAUUGACUAAUGGUCAACAAGAGCCAAGUUUUGAGGAAGCUCAAGCCAUCCCUCCAAAUUCGGCCUUUGGCGAAGGAGGCAAUGCUGCAGCAGAGGCAAAUUGGGACAACAACAACAACGAGUUAUCUACAUCGCAAGAGUGGGUUGAGGUUCCUCGUGAAGCUGCUGAGACCGACACUGGUGUUACUGCUACUCCUGCUGCCGCUGUCAAUACUCAAAGCUGGGCCGAUGAACAACCUGACAGCCCUGAAUCAAAGAGUCCUACUCCAGCUAGCAACAAUGAUGGCUUCCAUGAAGUCAGCCGCAACCGUGGUCGUGGAGAUCAUCGUGGUAGAGGUGGCGGUCGAGGUCGUGGUAAUGGUGGCUUCAGAGGUGAUGGAUAUCGAGGACGUGGUCGAGGUGGUCCACGUGGAGCUCCUCGUGCUCCAAGAGGCGACUUGUCCUAG